AUGGAACAGUACAGCCGACGUUACGAACGUCUCCUGGACUCAGUGGUCCUGCGCCGUCGCAGGAGACGGAGGCGCGCAGCCCAGGUGCUGCAGAGCCUCCGCCGUUUCACCGAGGCCGACGGUGUUGUGGCGCUCGCGUCGCUGAAAUGCGACGCCCCCAAGCUGGUGCAACUCGAGGACUUCCUGGACGAGCUGGCGCUCGUCUUGCACAACUAUCUGUUCAGCGGCAACGAACACGUGGUUCGCGUCGCCCUCGACGUUGUGCGCAGCGCCGUGGCCAAGCGAUGCCACCGCCUCAAGCCCUGCAACCUGGAACACCUGCUCGCGUCCCUUCUACGCACCCUGGUGUCCGCCUCGUCAACUACAGUGUUCUUUAUGGCGCGCAUGACUAUCCAGGACAUGCUUCGGGCUGAACCAGAACUUUCGUCGGCGGCGCUCUCGAACAUUCUGGAGCACUGCGAGGCUCGCCAGGCGAUCGAGAUAUACAUGCAACUCAUCGCGUUCGUGCUCGUCUCUGAAGACAUCUUGCUUUCCGUGCUCGACCGGCUGGUGGCGAUCACGAUUCGAGACCUGAUGCGGGACAGCAUGGCGCACAGGUUCUGCGCCUUCGAGGCGAUCUACUCGCUACACUACAGGUACCUGAGCAGGCGUGACCUGUUGACCUACGCGGAGCAGAUAUCGUUGCCCAAGGCGCUGGUCGAGGCCCUCCGAAGGCGGCUCGCUCGCCGCUAUGUUCCACCCCUGAAGGCGGACACUCUCAAGCCCGAGAUGAUGGGUGACGCCGACUUCGCGUGGAUCGCGCACGGACCGCAACCAUCCAGGACGUCGCCUCAGGGUGAAGAAGACGGGGCCGAGAGAGACGUCCGAUUCAGGCGCACCAGCACGCCUGCUCCGCCCGCCUUUCCAUUUGAGGCCCGGCGGAAACGACAAACAUUAUAG
This is a messenger RNA of Rhipicephalus sanguineus (brown dog tick), 939 nucleotides long. RefSeq lists its product as uncharacterized. The coding region runs from base 1 to 939 and encodes 312 amino acids. Lineage: Eukaryota; Metazoa; Arthropoda; Arachnida; Ixodida; Ixodidae. The transcript is spliced from 4 exons. The record is from RefSeq and is a predicted model, not a curated record.